This is a messenger RNA of Nelumbo nucifera (sacred lotus), 1012 nucleotides long. NCBI's taxonomy places the organism in Eukaryota, Viridiplantae, Streptophyta, Magnoliopsida, Proteales, Nelumbonaceae. The record is from RefSeq and is a predicted model, not a curated record.
UGUUACCAAAGGCCCCCAAUCGAGGGUAAAAACGAAACUUCGGGUUUACAAAAGGAACAAUUUUAGGGCUCCAUUGAUUCAAUUUGUUCCGCUACUGAGAAGUGAGAAGCAGAAGUGCAAACUGCGAAUCUUCCUCGAGCUUGAUUGAGAACGAGAAGUGCAAACCACCGCCGUCGUUGUAGUUUUUGUGAAUAGCCAAGACCAGCGGAUAGGAUCUUUGCUUGUCGAGCUUCAGAACGGGUCGAAGAAAUUCAGUAUUUUGAUGAGAUGCUGAUUUUAUCAAUCUUCAAUUUGUUUUAUUAGAGGUGCUUGUAACAAUGUCGAGGCCCAUGGUACUUGUUUUUCUGCUGCUGGUACUCAUUAUUACAUCUCAGUUUGAAUGGAAGCAACAACUUGUGAAUGAUUUUGAAACAGCCCCAAGUAUUUCUCAGAAGCAGCAACAAAUAUCAAAGAGGGAAGAAGCUGUAAAAGAAAAGAUCAUUGCUUCUCAUUUUCCUGGAGCUGUGUAUGUCUCACAAAGCUUACAUUUUAAGUCACCAGUCUACAUUGGAGAGGAGGUCAUUGCAGAGGUUCAAGCAGUUAGUUUACGAGAGAACCGGAAGAGAUACAUAGCAAAAUUCUCAACAAAAUGCUUUAAAGAUGGGAGGCUUCUUGUGCUUGAUGGAGAGGCUAUGGCCAUAUUGCCAACUCUGUCCAUGGGUGAACAACAGUGACCAAACUGAUGGAAGUCAGAUUCAGCCCAUAAAUAGAGUCCCUUCUUAACACUGUUGUGUUCUUCAUAAAUUUUUUUCAUGAAUAUAGGAAUUUGCAUUUCUUAACUUAUGUGAAUGUGAAACAGAUAUCACUUCUGUUACACUAGAGAAGGGCUUUUAGGAAGUCAAUGUACUGUAGUACUACUAGUGUGAGUGCCAUCUACUAACGUGCCUAGCAAAUUAAGUGAUAAUUUGUUGCCAUUUCUAGGAAAUAUGUGCAUUCAGGUUACAACCCAAAGUUGCAAUUACAUUCUUGAUCA